This is a messenger RNA of Cryphonectria parasitica EP155, 846 nucleotides long. RefSeq lists its product as uncharacterized. The transcript is spliced from 2 exons. The record is from RefSeq and is a predicted model, not a curated record. Bases 93 to 710 code for a protein of 205 amino acids. Lineage: Eukaryota; Fungi; Ascomycota; Sordariomycetes; Diaporthales; Cryphonectriaceae.
CGAUAUCUCAAAGUCAGCUCUCGUACCCAACAACGACAGUGAAUCACGAAUAUCUUCCCCUUCAGCACAUUACAAGAACGAACCAGACCACCAUGUCUUUCUCCAACACAUCCACAGGCGACAAGCCCGCCGACCCCUACAAGGCGGCCAACGCCGACACCGAGGUGUCGCUGCAGGACAAGGUUACCGACCUCAGCGAUUUCAUCUCGGCGUGCAAGUUCGGCAUGAUGACGACGCGCGAAGCGAGCUCUGGAAAGCUGGUGUCACGGUGCAUGGCGGUGGCGGCUAAGGAGAACGGCGGCAUCGACCUUCUCUUCCACACCAACACCGAGUCCGGCAAGACGGACGAGCUGCAGGCCGACGACCACAUCAACCUGUCGUUCCUGAACGGCAGUGGCGAGUGGGCUUCCGUGUCCGGGACCGCGAGUGUGGAGACGGACCGUGAGCUGGUCAAGAAGCACUACAGCCCGAUCCUGAAGACAUGGCUGGGCGACCUGGGCGACGGCAAGCACGACGGCAGUGAGAACGACCCGCGCAUCGGGGUCAUCCGAGUCAAGACGCUGAGCGCGACAUAUGCGAUCGUGGCCAAGAAUAUACUCUCAAGGGCGGCCGAGGUGGCGCAGGGCGCAGUCACCGGCAAGCCUGCGGCGAUUAACAAGCUGAGGGAGCUGAGCGAGAGCGAGGUCAGCCAGUGGAGAUCUUCUAACUAGAUCGGGGGAAAGGGAAUUCUCAACGUCAUGAAUCAUGAUAUGAUCCGAACUGUAUAGGUGACUACAUCAGCGCAGCAUCGUGAACCUAAUUAGGAAAUGCAAAACAACGUUCAUAAUUACUACUCGUUAUAUGAAU